AUGAAGAAGGGCGAGCCGGGCCGCCAAGGCCUGCCGGGCCCGCCCGGGGCGCCCGGCCUGAAUGCGGCCGGGGCCAUCAGCGCCGCCACCUACAGCACGGUGCCCAAGAUCGCCUUCUACGCCGGCCUCAAGCGGCAGCACGAAGGCUACGAGGUGCUCAAGUUCGACGACGUGGUCACCAACCUCGGGAACCACUACGACCCCACCACGGGCAAGUUCACCUGCUCCAUCCCGGGCAUCUACUUCUUCACCUACCACGUCCUGAUGCGCGGCGGCGACGGCACCAGCAUGUGGGCUGAUCUUUGCAAAAACAACCAGGUGCGUGCUAGUGCAAUUGCCCAAGAUGCCGAUCAGAAUUACGACUAUGCCAGUAACAGUGUGGUCCUUCACUUGGAGCCAGGCGAUGAAGUCUACAUCAAGUUAGAUGGCGGGAAAGCUCAUGGAGGCAACAACAACAAAUACAGCACAUUUUCUGGAUUUAUUAUUUAUGCUGACUGAUAACACGGAGACGAAGCUCCUUCUUCUGAGUUGGAACGCUGGAUUCGUACGGCUAACGUCAGCGAAUCAAGGAUCCCAGGAGGUGCCAAAUGUGGGGCACCUCAGUUGUGUGUAUCAAAAGCUACCUGACUCACAUCUGUAUCCCUCAGAAAAAAACAUUCUGUAAAAAAAAAAAAAUUAUAAGCAAGAUAAGCAGAUGUGUGAUCCACUACCGCCAAAGCAAAUACUCCUUAUUGUUAGUGUCCAUGUGAAUGAAGUCCUAUAUAGAUCACAAAUUUUUAUAGAAAAAUCUAAGACAAUGAAUUAUUUCUUCAAUAUAUAUGAUACUUUGUGUACUGUGAUCUUGCUGCUUUUACCCAUACGUCAGCUUUGGUUCUUGUGAGUUCACCUGCUUACUCUGACACUUGGAGCCCAUUUGCAGGGUGAGGAAAAAUGACCUUACCCUGCAGGAGAAGGUCUACAUGAAACGAUGCUGCUUGCCCCCAAAGAAAUCGUUUGCCUUGUACUUUUGUUAACUUUAGAGCUAGAUCUGGGAAUGAUUCAACUUCAAGCCUUAACCUAGAAUUUUCUGGAUUUGAGGGAAUUCCCAAACCUAUGACCUCUUUCACAUUUUCUUUUUCUUAGGGGUUUUCGCUUCUCUCUUUUCUGGUGAUAAUCUUUAAAAAUAGCGAUGGAUAGUGUACCAUAGGGUUACCCUCUAAGUCUGUUACUGUGUAAUUAUGUAUGGUAUUUAGAAAAUCCCCUGUCUCCAUUUUGUCAAUAGAGUACAUUUAGAAUUACUUAGAAAGUCAGACAAACCUAUUCUUUGGUAAAAAAAAAAAAUCAGAUGGAGGCGUUUGCCUUCUUUAGAACAGAGAGUAAUCCUAACCCAGGGCACAAAGGGUUAAUCUGAGCUGCUGCACGCAUUGCCAAGGGGAUACCAGGCAAGGCCUUCCAACAGUUUCUGCAAAUCUGUGGCCUGAGAAUAUUUCAUGAUCAACAGUUUCACGCACAGUUAAUAUGACAGCAAAGUGUAUAUAUUUUAUACCAAUAUCUGCUACAUAUAUAUGUUAGAAGAAAUAUAAUAUAUAUAUAUGGCUUUAGUCCACAAGGCACAAUGGCUGUAUAGCCUCAAAUGUUCAUUUAAAUAUAUAUAUAUAUGUAUACAUGUGUAUAUAUACAUAUAUAUUCAUAAUUUGACUUAUUUUAGAUGACAAAUAAAUGGAGUAGCAAGAUAGCGUAAAUGACUUCUCUUUGAUUAUCCAGAAAGUUGCUUUUUUCAAAAAAGGUUAAAAUGCCCCAUAUGUCAUCACAUUUGUGGAAGUUAGGCUUAUGGUUUCUUUAUGAUUAUAUACCAAUCAAUAACUUAACUGCAGUCUGAGCAGAUGGCUUGGCCUAGGACUUCAGAACUGAGGUGAUGCUCCUUUGCACUGUCUAUGAAUUAUUUGCAUUUGAAUGAUCCCCCGCCCCCCCCAACCGUGGAUCGAAGCUGAAAGUAAAGUAGAUUUUAGAGAGUAGUGCAAAUCCCUUCUCUGGUUCAGCUACACUGCCAAAAGCCAUGUCUUUAAUCUAAGGAAAAGAUUAGCAAUGCAUGUUGAUAUAUCCUAUCUAUCAACUUCCACAGUUACAAUGAAAAAUCUGCUCCUCUUUCAGUUGCCUUUGAAGGCUCUUGACAAGUAGGUUGAGAGAGAGAGAGAGAGAGAGAGAGAGAGAGAGAGAGACUUAAAAAUCUGCUUGUUUCCCUGGUGAAGGACAUUUGUUUUGUUUUGUUUCACUUAAAGAAAUUAGCUUAUUCUCCCGGCUUGUUCCUCUUUGGUAUUUUCUGUUCUAAUACAUGGGAAGCUUGAUCAUUUUCAAUCAACCAAAAUCUUUUAUGUAGCAAUUUCAACUUUCCACAAGAGUUAUGCAUGGCCUUCCCAUCUGAAGAUGUUGUUUACUUUGUUGAAAUGCCUUGAACUGAGGAACUGUCAUGAUUUAUACGACUAAAAUCAUUUGGCCGGUUCAUCAAGAAUGAUGACUAACUCUGUUUGGUCUUUCUAAUAUAUAAGGUAAGGAGAAGGAGCUCUAACAGAUUUCGUUUCGAUGUAACAACAGGCAUUUAUGAAAGAGGAAUUCACAGCAAAGGUUUGCAGAAGGUUUGUUUUUAUUUAUUUAUUCUUGGGCACCUAGGAGCAUAGUGAAAAUUUGGAGCAAAAGAGUAGUUUGUAAGUAGCAGUAGAUAUCAGCUAAGUUUCAACUGACAGUUCAUUUUAAUUUUUAUUUCUUAACUCAAAAAUAUCAGGGCUGAGCACAUUUCAAAGAGCAAGCUCUAGAAUCAGACUGUCAUUUCUAAUAGAUAUGACCUUUUCUCCAGAUAAACAAGCAUUAUUUUUUUUGGUUUAGGCCCAUGGGAAACCACCCCCCCCACACACACACACAAAUUGAAGGAAAUAAAGGGAAUAUAUGUAAGGCAAACAUUUCUUUCUUCCUCUUUUUCUUUGCAUUAUAUCUUGCUAAUUAAAUUGUGGCCUUUGUUAUUAUAAAUGUAACAAUUCAUUAAACUAUAUUAUGUAAUAUA
Messenger RNA from Echinops telfairi (small Madagascar hedgehog), 3034 nucleotides. It is a transcript of the gene C1QL3, whose product is annotated as complement C1q like 3. Bases 1 to 498 code for a protein of 165 amino acids. The record is from RefSeq and is a predicted model, not a curated record. NCBI's taxonomy places the organism in Eukaryota, Metazoa, Chordata, Mammalia, Afrosoricida, Tenrecidae. Gene Ontology annotation, molecular function: protein binding. The transcript is spliced from 3 exons.